Molecule: messenger RNA, 4927 nt
Organism: Bombina bombina (fire-bellied toad)
Lineage: Eukaryota; Metazoa; Chordata; Amphibia; Anura; Bombinatoridae
Gene: DUSP9
Product: dual specificity phosphatase 9
Exons: 5
Coding region: 903-2012 (369 amino acids)
Biological process (GO): protein dephosphorylation; negative regulation of MAPK cascade
Cellular component (GO): cytosol; cytoplasm
Molecular function (GO): MAP kinase tyrosine/serine/threonine phosphatase activity; protein tyrosine/threonine phosphatase activity
Source: RefSeq, a predicted model, not a curated record
AGGAAAUGCAGCCGCCAAGCCGAGCUGGAAAUCAUUAAAAGUCUUGCCUGCCUGCCAGCGUGCAAAGACGGGAGAGAGAGAAGCUGGUACUGUCUGCAGCCCUUCACCAGGCGUACUCUCAACAAGGGCUUGUGUGUGCCCUGUGCCAGAUCCCUUGGAUAUCUAGAGAUUUACUCCGUUUUCCAUCAGUGAGACACUAGCAGAUUGUGUAGCAGACAGAAACACAAACAGAGGUGCUGUGUGUUACCUGCUCUCUCUAACAGCUCAACACCCACUCUGGAGAACACCUGGAUGCCUACUUGUCCCAGAUGCAUGAUAAAGAGGAGGGCAGCUCGUCUAGCUGAAUUGCGACUUGCUUUUUCCAGUGGCUUUGGAUAGCCAGCAGAGUAAAGUGCAAUUAAAACCAAUUUACAACUUACUGCAUUUCUAUAUAAUAAAAAAAUGUCCAAUCCCCCUGACCAGGCGCAUAAUACAGAGACGGAGAGCAAUACCUACUGAUGUAAGUGAUGCGUCUGAGCAUGUUUUAGUUGCGGUUCUGCAAACAUGGGAAUUUAACGGAACUGGAACUCUAAUGAAGAUGGUAAAGUCACAGAGCGAGUGAAGAGGACGCUUGUUCUGUCUAAACUAUUACAUUAUUGCCCAAAAGAAGAACAAGGGACUGAAAUGCAUCAUUACUUCCCACCCAGACAGCAAGGGGGUCACUGUACGGCAUAUUGACCUCACUCAUCUGAGGGGACCCCAGUUCUGCAUUGUAUGACUCAAGGAGAUGCCAUGAAACAUCAAAUGAAGAAAUACGACUCGUCAUAUGAGGCCAGAUUGUUAGAGAUUUCCUAAGUGAGCAGGAUCAUCCUCUCUAUUGUCCCUUCAUGACACACGUGGCUAUCCACACCUGAGCUGGACAUAUGGAUUCCGUAUGGAAAUCUACGUCUUGGCUACGGGAUGAGCUGGACUCUCCUUCCCAGAAUGUAAGAAUCUUGGACUGUAGAAGUCGGGAACUUUAUGACUCUUCUCAUGUGGAAAAAGCUCUUCAUGUUGCCCUUCCUGGUUUAAUGCUGAGACGGCUUCGUAAGGGCAAUCUCUCUGCUCACUCUUUGCUCCCUGGUUCCCCUCAAUCCAUAAGGGGGGUGGUCCUUCUAUAUGAUGAGUCCACGGCGAGCCUUCCAGGACGAUUGGGAAGCGAAGGAGAUGAACUGGAAUCUGUUCUCAUGACCCUCUUGCAUAAACUUAGGAAGGAAGGAUGUCAUGCAUAUUACCUGCAGGGGGGCUUCAGUAAAUUUCAGGGUGAAUUUCCACAUCAUUGUGAAACCAAUCUGGACUCCAGCAGCUGUGCCAGUAGUUCACCUUUGCCCCCAACACCCGUGUUAGGUCUGGGGGGCUUGUGCAUUACUUCUGACUGUUCAGAUGUGGAGUCAGACCUUGAUAGGGAGCCUCUGAGCGGAAUGGAUUCGGAAGGCAUGAGCCCCCGUAACCAGACGCCAUCAUUCCCUGUGCAGAUCCUUCCUCACUUAUACCUGGGCAGUGCAAGGGAUUCUGGUAAUAUGGACACGCUAGCUAAGCUGGGCAUCCGCUACAUCCUCAAUGUCACUCCAAACUUACCAAAUAUCUUUGAGAAGGAUGGGGAGUUCCACUACAAGCAGAUUCCUAUAUCUGACCAUUGGAGCCAGAACCUGUCACAGUUUUUUCCCGAGGCAAUUGAAUUUAUUGAUGAAGCAGCUUCCCGUAACUGUGGGGUACUUGUGCACUGUCUAGCUGGCAUCAGCCGAUCCGUCACCGUCACUGUCGCCUAUCUCAUGCAGAAGCUCAACCUCUCUCUGAAUGACGCUUAUGACUUUGUGAAGAGGAAGAAGACCAAUAUCUCACCCAACUUUAAUUUUAUGGGUCAGCUGCUGGACUUUGAGAAAAGCCUGGGUCUCAGUAGCCCAGAUGACAAUCGGCCCCCUGGCCAGCAUGCUUUCUUCACCAGCCCUUCCAACGAAGAUGUUUUUGAGCUAGACUCUUUAGAUUCAACGUAAGGAAUUAGGGCCGCUGUCUGAUUCUCUCUAAGAAUAUUUUAGCUGUUUUCUUCUAUUUGUACCUUGGGUAUAAGCAGCUCAAAUAAUAAGGAGCACUUUACAGAUUAUGUCUAACACUACCGUUGUGAGAGCUCCUGGGGGCCAAAACAGACCCUCUGAAACCACAGCUAUAAGAGGAUGAAUUGCUUGCUUGACUGUCAGCUCUGAAUGAGCACAGGACACAAACUACUGUUUGAUGCGUUACAGUGUUAGAAGGAGAAGCCAUGAGCAGUUGAUAGGGGCAGUACCAACGGCCAGUACCUAUUUAUGUAACCACAAGAGAGGAUUUUAAUCUAUUGUUUGGGGAUGAAUCACAUUGUUUCCUAUACAACCAAAUCAUUCAGACCAUAAGGUGACCUUAUAGCCCAGUGCUGGACCAGCAACAGCUGAUGUGGACCAUACUGAGGAUGUCUUCUUGCUGUCCACAGUCCUUUCCAGCAGCAAAUGAUUCAACAUCAUUCUGUGAUCUGAUUCUUUUUUGUUUUUAUUAUUGUUUCUUAAAGCUGAACAUUAGUACAAAGACUAAUCAGUUGCUGUUAAUGAAGUAAACACAAACUGGCAUUAGGACUAUUACCGUAUAAUUCAAAUGUAUCCCCUUGUCUUUUUAAAUGGAUGCCGACUAGGAUUGACUCCUUUCUUUUACUUUAGAUAAAUGAGGAACUGAGGAAUGGGAGAAAGGGUAACAGGAGAAACGGACAUCCAACCUGGUCUGAUGUAGAGAUCUAAGGAGCAGUCUCAGUGUGCAGAGCAUACAAAGCCAUGUAUUUGUCUAUUACUAUGUACAGUAUUUCUAUUGUAAGAUUUUACUAGUCUCAGCUUUAUAAUCUGUGUGUCUCUCUCCGCUCUCUGGCCUUUGCCAUGGCUCAGAAAGUAUUUUUUAUGAUGUCACUGUACUCAGGCCAGGGUGAUAAUAAGCUAAACAAUACAGAACUCAGGAUUUUAUGGGCAUUUUAAGAUCUCCUCUAAUAAGUAGAGAUAGAUCCUGCAGACAAAUGUGCAGUUCCUGAGCUUUUUCCACUCAUGUACAUUAUCUGGUAUUACAAAGUUGUGUAACCCUGCAGUGCAGGAUGAUAAUUGCUUACAGCCAGUAUUAAAUGGAUGCCAGUAAGGUCCAAAAGUGUUUUAAUAAAGUAACCAGUCCCUUUAAAAGCAAUAGAAAUAUGGGCUGUCACUUUAAAAGUAAUAUAUCAAUGGCUCAGUAGCCCAGAAGCCACUGGUCUGAUGGUCUAACGUAUCUAAUAUUAGACCAAUGACAUUAUUGUUCCUUCUACUGGGACUGUAUUGUGAUGUCACUUAUACUGAUCAAGAGGAAGUCAAAAUGAAACCUAGAGGAGAGAAAUUGGCCAGUACUCAGUUCUCUGAGGUGCCUUAACGGCUUCAUAAAAUAAGGUUUAGUUACAAACCUUUAGUUAUAGACACUAGUAUUGUCACAUCAGUUCCACCAUAAUGGUUUGGAACCCAUAGCACUUAUCGUUAGUGAGGGCCAGGUGUGCUGGUUUUUGACCGACUUUUCUAUGAGUUAUGUUGAGAGCAGUAUAUCCGUAGCUCUGAAAACAUAAUGUAUGAUUAUACAUUAGGGUGCAGGCAGUAUCAUUCCUAGAAGGUGUUUGAUAAAAAAAAUAUGUGGAUAAACAUGGGAAAUUUGGUUUGCUUGUUUCUGCUGAUGUAAACAGAGAGCACAUUACACAAACAUGAUGCUGUUUCGCACACAGUAGGGGUCUGUAAUCCCAGAACCAGGAAGCGAGAGCGAUCAUAACCUCCCCCCCCCCCUUCUCUGUUAAUGUCAUUCACAACACUCUCAAUGAACUCUUUAUUACAAACAGAAGUCAUUUUUUAAAUUAUGGAUGAACCAAAGAGAAAAAGAUUAUAUGUCAGAUUCAUUUUUUAUAGAAAAAGAAAUCUAUUCACACACAUUUAGGUUCAACUUUAUUUGAAGACGGUUUUAACUGGUAAUGUAAUUGUGUGCUCUCUAUUUUUUUCGCUGCUUAUGGUGAAACGUGAUUCUAUUCUUGAUUGUUCCAAUAUUACAAAUAAAUAACGGCUGUGGAUGGCUGAAUGUGUCAUUUACCAAAGUGUGGCCUGAACAACUGGACGAAUGAGGCUUAGAACUUUUCCCGCAUGGCACUUUUUACGAUAGGUCUGAAAAGUUGUUAAAGGGACACUGAACCCAAUUUUUUUCUUUCGUGAUUCCGUUAGAGCUUAAAAUUGUAAGCAACUUUCUAAUUUACUCCUAUUAUCAAAUUUUCUUCAUUCUCUUGGUAUCUUGAUUUGAAAUGCAAGAAUCUAAGUUUAGAUGCCGGCCCAUAUUUGGUGAACAACCUGGGUUGUUCUUGCUGAUUGGUGGAUAAAUUCAGCCACCAAUUAAAAAAGUGCUAUCCAGAGUCCUGAACCAAAAAAAAACAACUUAGAUGCCUUCUUUUUCAAAUAAAGAUAGCAAGAGAACAAAGAAAAAUUGAUAAUAGGAGUAAAUUAGAAAGUUGCUUAAAAUUGUAUGCUCUAUCUGAAUUACGAAAGAAAACAUUUGGGUUCAGUGUCCCUUUAAGGAUGAAUUGGGAUUUCUACACUUUUUAUUUUUAUAUGUUUUUUUGAAAGAUAAUACAGCACAUUUGCGUGCAAGUUGAGAAGAUCUUGUUUAGCGCUGCAGUUUUUACAGCACCACCUGUUUUUUUUAUGUCAGUUUUACGUGUGUAUCCUGAAAAAUAAGCAAGUGACUAAUUUGCAUUCUCCACCUGUUAAAGUAAUUUAUAUUGAGAAAAGAUUAAGCAAAAUAAACAUUAUGCAAAUUCAGGGCUUUUUUUUUUUUUUUUUAAAUGAAUGUCCUGAAUAUAACGUCUUUGUUGUACAAUUUUUAAAUAAAAUGCAUCUUUUUAACACCA